GGUCCCAAAGCAUCCCCACAUCCUCCACUUCUUGUUCCAUUUUCCCCAACUCAAUCUCAAUAUUCCUGAAACUCCCCACCGUCACCCCAUUUUCCAUCUUCUAUAUAUAUAACUACAUAACCAAGACUUGCCACCAUACAUUAAUAUAUAUCUUCACCACAACAAAUGUCUAGUCUUAGACCAAGAUCCGUAGCCACCAAGCAACCAUCCUUAAAAGAAACAAACAACGACGCCCCAACCCCCUCCGCUAUUGAUACCGACUCCGAUUCCUCAAAAGCCCCACCACAACGCCAGCCCUCUGUGCAACAGCGGGCAACGCAAACCCUGACAAGCACAGCCGCCAACCUAGCCAACCUCCUUCCCACUGGGACCCUCCUCGCCUUCCAAAUCCUCACCCCAAUCUUCACGAACAACGGUGCUUGUGACUCUGCCACGCGCUACAUGACACUCGUCCUCCUUGUCCUCCUUGCCCUGUCAUGUUUCCUGGCAUCAUUCACCGACAGUAUCAAGGCCUCGGAUGGACGAGUCUACUAUGGCUUCACCACCUUCAAAGGGUUGUGGCUGUUUGAUUACCCGGACGCUUCGGGCGCAGGCCUGCCGGAUUUGAGCAAGUUUAGAAUAAGGGCGAUUGAUGGGAUUCAUGCGGUUUUAUCUGUGCUGGUGUUUGGUGCUGUGGCUAUGAGGGAUAGGAAUGUUUUUCAAUGCCUUUAUCCACAGCCCGGGCAGCAGACUCAGGAGGUUUGGAACAUUGUUCCAGUUGGGGUUGGGUUCAUUUGCAGUCUCUUGUUUGUGGUUUUCCCCACUUCGAGACAUGGUAUUGGUUACCCUGUAACACCAGGCAAUUAAAAUAUUAAUAGAUCUCCAUUUAAUUUUA
Messenger RNA from Juglans microcarpa x Juglans regia, 874 nucleotides. Its product is annotated as protein DMP5-like. Lineage: Eukaryota; Viridiplantae; Streptophyta; Magnoliopsida; Fagales; Juglandaceae. Gene Ontology annotation, biological process: endomembrane system organization. The record is from RefSeq and is a predicted model, not a curated record. Bases 166 to 846 code for a protein of 226 amino acids. The transcript has a single exon.